CGCGUAUGCUACGUGUUGAUCAACAAACAAAUUUAACACCUACAAAUAUCACACUAACGAAAUCUUCGCAAUUGCAAAUCCAACGCUACAUCAAACCCUUCUUCAACUUCUUCAACAUCAUCUUCGUUGAAAUCAAUGGCAACUCUCGGAGGUUUACAUAACUCAUCGUCUUCAAACAGCGCCGAUAUCGACAGUCUCGCUCGUUUUGCUGUCGAAGAACACAACAAAAAGGAGAAUGCACUUCUGAAGUUAGCGAGGGUGAUAAAAGCGCAAGAACAAGUGGUUGCUGGCACUUUGCAUCAUCUUACAUUGGAGAUCGAUGAUGCCGGUAACAAGAAAAUAUACCAAGCCAAAGUGUGGGUAAAGCCAUGGAUGAACUUCAAGGAAUUACAAGAAUUCACACAUGUUAAUGAACCAGUGACCGACACGCCUUCUGCUGAUCAUGUUCAAAAAGACGGUGAUGGCUCAGGAUAUCAAUCAGUGCCUGUUCAUGAUCCUGCGGUCCAGGAUGCGGCAAAUCAUAUCCUCAAGACGAUGCAAAUGAGAUCCAACUCAUUAUAUCCUUAUGAGUUGCAAGAAGUUGUUCAUGCUAAAGCUGAGAAUGUGGAAGGCGUUGCGAAAUAUGAUAUCUUAGUGAAGCUCAAAAGGAAUGACAAAGAAGAGAAGGUUAAGGCUAAUGUGCAUAAGGAUGACAAAGGGGUUUUCCAUCUUAACAACAUUGUUCAGGACCAUUCCUAAUUAAACUGUGUUUUAUGUGUAAUAAUAAUACCUAAAUGCUACACCUUUGCUUGUAAAAUGUGGGCCCGGACGAUGCGUGUUUGAUUUGUGUUUUAUGUAUGAUUAAAAGUGUCAACUUUGACCCAUUAUAAUAGGUCAAACAGGGAAAACGCUCGGAUCAACUAAACAGACCUGACUCGUUUCAACUUGUAAUGAAAUUACCCUUUUUGCCU
Helianthus annuus (common sunflower) is the source of this 950-nucleotide messenger RNA. RefSeq names its product cysteine proteinase inhibitor 12. The record is from RefSeq and is a predicted model, not a curated record. Gene Ontology annotation, molecular function: cysteine-type endopeptidase inhibitor activity. The coding region runs from base 136 to 738 and encodes 200 amino acids. Lineage: Eukaryota; Viridiplantae; Streptophyta; Magnoliopsida; Asterales; Asteraceae. The transcript is spliced from 4 exons.